Molecule: messenger RNA, 2703 nt
Organism: Aureococcus anophagefferens
Lineage: Eukaryota; Pelagophyceae; Pelagomonadales; Pelagomonadaceae
Exons: 3
Coding region: 1-2703 (900 amino acids)
Biological process (GO): maturation of SSU-rRNA from tricistronic rRNA transcript (SSU-rRNA, 5.8S rRNA, LSU-rRNA)
Cellular component (GO): small-subunit processome; Pwp2p-containing subcomplex of 90S preribosome
Molecular function (GO): protein binding; snoRNA binding
Source: RefSeq, a predicted model, not a curated record
AUGGAGAGAUUCAGCUGCAUGCUGCCGAGCGGCGACGAGCCGGAGCCCACCACCGCGCAGCUCACGGUGGCGCUCGCCAUGGUCGAGGAGCGGCUCGCGCUGCUCGAGUCGGGGCAGGCGCCGGACGGGCUCGUGAAGCGGAGCGCGUCGCGGCGCGCGACGGGCGACGGGACGGCGGUGGCCGUCUUCGCCGACGACGACGUUGAUGCUGAUGUUGAUGUCGAUGCUGUCGCCGCCCCGCCCGCGGAGGAGAAGCGGAAGUGGUCCGAGUGCCUGAGCCCUCGCGCGGCCGCGCGCAAGGUCGUCGCCAUGAUGGGCGAGGACAACCCGCACGUGCGGAGCCGGCGGUCGAGCGUCGAGGCGGGCGAGGAGGCGGAGCUGACGGAGUCCAUCGUCGGGGGCCUCGCCGACAAGAUCUCGCGGUCGCACUACAACUUCUCCACGCACCGCGUGCUCGAGUCGGCGAGCGUGAAAGAGGUGUCGACGCGCUUCGCGGCGUGCGUGUCCAUGCUCGGCCUCCAGCUCUACGUGCUCCUCGUGGUCUCGGACACGACGUGGCUCUCCUGGUUCAACCGGCGCGUCAACGACUCGAACUACGAGGACGCGGGCUACGAUGAAAACCCGAUGAAGGAGCGCGACAAGCCGAACGACUGGGCCGCGCUCACGCAGCGCUGGGGCGCGGGGCGGCGCGAGUGGAACUCGGAGAUCCUGGGCAUCCCCGUGAUCACGCUCCUGCCGCUCAUCUUCGCCGUGCUCAUGGUCAACGUGAGCAUGCGGGACACGAUCCAGGAGAUCGUCGUCGGCCGCAUGCUCGUCCACGAGGCGGCCAGCGGCCCGCGGAGCGCCGUCGCCUAUUUCAUCCACUUCCUGCGCGUCAUGUGCGUCAUGCAGUUCAUCGACAGCACGUCCAUGGUCCUCGGGCUGUCGAACGGGCCCUUCAACCUCGUCGCGGACUCGCUCGCGCUCAUCUUCAUCCUCGACUGGGACAAGCUGCUCCGCUUCGGCUCGAAGAAGAGCCUCUUCGGCGAGGCCAAGGCCGCGACGAACCGGGCGCACGCGCGGACCAUCGAGGUCGUCGCGGCGCGCCUCGCGGUGCCCGUGCUGGGCCAGGGCACGCGCGAGCGCCAGCGCGGCGGCCGCGCCGAGGAGGCGCUGCUCGUCGCGCUCGCGGCCUUCUCCUUCGUGGCCACGCAGCGCAUGCAGCGGCUCACGAGCCACGGGCGCAUGACGCACCCGGACGACACGGCGCGCCAGGGCGUCCGCGUGGCCUUCCGCGUCGGCUCCUACGCGUCCCUCGCGUGCGUGCUGCUCUUCGUCAACUUCACGUGCCGCGCGGUGACGACGCGCGCGAAGCGCAAGUCCGUGCUGGCCGUGCUGACCCUCACGGUCGUCGAGUUCGUCGUCUUCAUCUUCGUCUCCUACAUCAUCCUCUACAACCUCCUCAGCGAGGCCCUCACCUACGGCGACUUCGACAAGGCCUACUUUCAGCCCCACGCGGUCCUCGGCCACGUCCUCGCGAUCUACGACGACGACGACAUGGUCUACGACGACGACAUCUUCAAGCCCGGCGACGACGACACGCCGGACUUCGAGGGCGAAUCCAUCGUCCAGGACCCGCUGGGCCGCAGCGCGCUCAUCGACCUCGAGGAGCGCGGCAUCCUGAGCCGCGCCGAGGCGCGCAGCGUCCUGGCGCGCCGCGAGCGCUUCGAGGUCGAGCUCGGCGGGUCGAAGCCGACGCGGGCGAGCUUCCUGCGCUACGUCGUCUACGAGCUCAAGCUCGACCGCAUCCGCGCGUCGCGCACGCGCCGGCUCGCCAGCGGCAAGCGCGGCCCCGGCGACUUCUUCGGCGUCCGCCACGUCUACGCGCUCUACGAGCGCGCGCUCGCGCGCUUCCCCGAGGACCUGGACCUCUGGCUCGAGUACGUCGCCUACGCGAAGCGGAACAAGGCGCCGAAGAUGGUCGGGCGCCUCCUCGCGCGCGCGCUCCAGCGCCACGGCACGCGGCCCGAGCUCUGGGUCCACGCGGCGAAGUGGGAAUUGGUCGACCAGGGCAAUGCGCGCGGCGCGCGGCGCAUGCUCCAGCGGGGCCUGCGGCUCCACGCGACCUGCGUCGAGCUCUGGGCGUCCUACUUCUCCUUCGAGGUCAAGUACGUCGCGACGCUCGCCGCGCGGCGCGACGCGCUCGGCGUCGCCGACGGCGCGCACGAGGGCGACGGCGACGGCUUCUUCGCGGGCGACGCGCCCGUGGCCGUCGCCGAGGCGGCGCUCGCGGCCGCGCCGGCGGCGCGCGCGACGCUCCUCGCGGCGUUCCGCCGGGCCUGCGGCGACCACGGCGCCUGCGGCGCCGCGGUCGCCGCGCGGCUCCCGGCCGACGGCGACGACGACUCGGGCGACGACUCGGGCUCGGGCGAGGACGAGGACGAGUCCGAGUCCGAGUCCUCCUCCGACGGGGACGACCGGCGGACGCGGCGCGAGCUCCGGCGGACGCUCGUGCUCGCGGCCGCGCCGGCGCACGCCGCGCGCGCGGCCGCGGGCCGCGGCGACGCGCGGUCCGCGCGCGACGCGGCGCGCGCGUUCGGCCGCUGCCACGACGGCGCGAGUCUCCGCGCCGCCGCGGCCUUCCGCUUCGCGUCCGGCGGCGCGCUCGACGCGAAGCACGCGGCCGCGCUCGACGGCGCCCGGGCCCACGCGCGGCGGCUCUAA